Phlebotomus papatasi is the source of this 2105-nucleotide messenger RNA. RefSeq names its product cytochrome b5-related protein-like. The transcript has 6 exons. Gene Ontology annotation, cellular component: mitochondrion. Gene Ontology annotation, biological process: lipid metabolic process. NCBI's taxonomy places the organism in Eukaryota, Metazoa, Arthropoda, Insecta, Diptera, Psychodidae. The coding region runs from base 549 to 1847 and encodes 432 amino acids. Gene Ontology annotation, molecular function: heme binding. The record is from RefSeq and is a predicted model, not a curated record.
AGUGCUGUGGAGUAAUUCAUUGUGCAUUGCUUUUCAAUUGAAUUCUCACCUAGUGAAUUAAAGUGUGUAGUGCAAUUAAUUGGUAAAUUUAUGCACAGAACCGUGUUGCAAUGGAAUACAAAAAAAUCCGUUCUAUUUUAAUCCAAAGAGCAUUUAAAGUAUUCUAUAUCGCGGCUGUUGAAGAAUUCUACCAGUAUGGUAAAAUUUCGAAUGAGUGACGUCACUCUGCGUAAUCAGUCACACACAUGAGAUAGUAAAUAUCGCUAGUGAUUGUAAAUGCUCAUAUGUAUGAGAAUGAGCUGAUUAAAAGCCAAAACAUAAGGCAAAAAGCAAACUUCAGCUCUGGCUUCCUCCAGUAACUUCAAUCGUCUGUGAAUGCUGAACACGUUCGCAUUCAAAAGACAUCCAGUGCUCAGAACAUUACCGGUUUUGAUGCAAAAUUAAAUUAUAGAUUUUUAAUCACUUACUUAGCAAUAUUGUGAAGAAAAUAUUGAGCAAAAGUGAAGGUUGUCUGGGACGUUUCAUUGUGGUGUUUGAAGUUCAGCGAAAUGCAGAAGUUAGGAACAUCAAUUUCCAGAAAAUAUCCUUCACUAAGGGAUAUUCCCAAGAGAACACAAUAUAGUUGGCUCGAGGGACGCCGGAUGGAUGAUGGCGCCGAAGGAUUGUGGAGGGUUCAUGAUGGAAUUUACGAUUUGACGGAUUUCGUAGAGCGGCAUCCUGGUGGGAGGGAAUGGUUGGAGAUGACAAGGGGAACUGACAUUACGGAAGCCUUUGAAGCUCAUCACAUCAAUGAAGGACCUGAGAGGCUCCUGGAAAAAUUUAGAAUUCGCGAUGCCAAAGAACCCCGAAAUUUCAACUUAACGUUCAAGGAAGAUGGCUUCUAUCGGACACUCAAACGAAGGGUUCGUGAGAAGCUCAAGACGAUUGAUACAGUAACCCCGGCUAGAUUGUCCAAUUUGUACACUGACACCCUCUUGGUACUGACCUACGUCAUGGCCGUUGCAGCAUUAGUUACCCGGAGCUAUCUGGUUGGAAGUUUUGCAGGGAUUAUUCUAACCUUCUCGGUCAUUUCAGCCCAUAACUAUUUCCACAGACGCAACAACUGGCGAAUGUACAUCUUUAACCUGUCCUUUAUGAACUUCAAAGAAUGGAGAAUUUCUCACGCAUUGUCACAUCACUUGUACACAAAUUCUCUUCAUGACCUGGAAAUAUCAGUGGCUGAACCAUUCCUCUGCUGGAUCCCUAACCCCAAAGUAAAGAAUACUAUCCAAAGAUAUGUCUCAUGGAUUUAUGGACCAGUUAUCUAUGCAUUGCUCUACUUUUCUGAAUUUGUCAAGAAAUUGGUGCUGUCUAAGAAUCACUUGGCUCUGGAUGAUCUUAUUCCAUUUACUGUGCCAAUGGUGAUGUAUCUAGCCACUGGGGAAAACUUGACGACUGUUAUCAAUACUUGGCUCUAUAUCAUCUUAUCCGGAAGCUUUGUCUUUGCUCUCAUUGGAUUCAAUGCAUCUCAUCAUCACAGUGCUGUAGUUCACGAAGGUGAUGCUAUUCGACCAAACUCCGACUGGGGUAUCUAUCAAAUGGAUACAGCAAUGGACAGAGAUGACAUCAACAGAUCCCAUUUCUUCACCUUGACCGUCUUCGGUCAGCAUAUCCUCCAUCACAUGUUUCCGACACUCGAUCAUGGAAUUUUGGACAAACUUCAGCCGGAGUUUGUCCAGACACUCAAAGACUUCGAAUAUGAUUUUCGAGAGUGUAGCUGGUUCGAGCACAUCAUCGAACAGCAUAAGCAAUUGGCGCGAAUCAAGCCCAGAACGGAGUUCAAGGGACAACUUAAAAAGACCAAAUAAUACUAAUAACAUAGACUUCUUUUAACAGUUUAUCAAUGAGAUAUUUGAAUAAUUGUUAAUCACGCGGGGAAAGGCCUAAACUAAAGUGUGUUAGCAAUCAUUGCGCAAUACCUUUUGAAAUACCAUUUAAUCUAUUAUUUACUCAGAUGGAUCACAAAAAUAUCCAUUCGGAUAUCAAUGGGAACUCAAGUUUUUCUUGAAUUAUAAUUGAAAUUAUAUAUAUUGUUUUUUUUUUUAAUAAAUGAAUAUUAGGUGAAU